UCUACGUAGACGAUAGGAAGGAAAUAUAUCUCUCUGUUAUGUAAAGUGAGAAUUAAACAAAUUAAGGUUAAAAAUAUUAAAUAAAAAAAUAAUAAUGAGUCAAGAGAGAGAAAAAAGAGAGAGAAAGCUCCGAAUAAAUUUUAUUAUUUGUUUUCGGUGUGAUUAAUUAGAGUUGAUGAUUAAUCUAACUGUUAAUGUUGACUGUCUAAAACCCUAAUUUUAAUUUCAUUAAACCCUCAUCAUAUCAUAUCAUAGCAGAUAAAAAGUGUGAUUAGUGAGACCCUUCACUUUAAUUUCAUAAACUAAGAAGGUUUUAUUAUUCAAUUAUUUAAUUAUACGUUAUUUUUAUAAAGAUUAUAGAGCAGAUGAUUUUCUGAUGUCAAACAGAUGAAUUUUUUAUGAUAAUUUUGGUGGGUUUUAUGUUUUUCAUAUGGGUUUUAAGUUAUAUGAUCAAAUGCAUGUGUUUCAACUUUUUGUUUUGAUUAUUUUGUUUCAUAUGAUCGAUUUUGGUUGUUUUGUAAAGAUGGCUAUGAAUUGUCAAUUUAGGGUUAUAUUUUUACCCUUGUCAUAAUGUCAUAAGAAUUGAUUCCUCUGCUCCUUGUCUUUGUCUGUAGUGAUUCUCUUGUCUGUAGCGAUUCUCUGGUCUAUCAUGAAUAAAAAAAAUAAGUGAUCUUGUUAAUUUGUAGGUGGUGGCAAGAAUUGGAAUUGUGGAAAAUCAGGUUCAAAUCUUCAUCAAUCUCCAGUCAAGGCAAAUAAAAUGCUUAAGCCAAAAAAGUGGCGGGCAAUGUUUGAUGAUGACGGGAAAGUUUUGGGUUUUCAGAAAGCUUUGAAAUCGAUUAUUUUAGGGGGUGUAGAUCCGUCUAUAAGGCCAGAAGUAUGGGAAUUUCUUCUAGGUUGUUAUACUUUGAGCAGUACAAGAGAAAACCGUGAAGUGCUGAGAGCAGCCAGAAGGGAACGAUAUGAGGAACUCACGAUACAAUGUCAAAGGAUGUAUUCAAGCGUAGGAACGGGUUCACUUGCUUAUGUAAUUGGUUCAAAAAUUAUGGAUGUGAAUGCGUAUUCUAAAGAUGAUAUGAACAGAGAAGCCAAGUCUGAAGAGAAAAAAGAUUUUCGAGAUAGUAGUAACAAAUUUGACGAUUACUAUAAUAGGAAUAAUAAAUGUACAGAUACAACAUAUACACAAAGGGAAAGUUCUAGCGAUUCUUAUAGUGAUGAUGUGCCGGGCCCUGAGAAACUCAACAGUGGUUCCUUGAUACCGAGAGGGCAAGCACACGAAUCUCAAUUUUUUGUUGAAUCCGCCUUACCUGUCACCAAUUUGUUUGAGAAGAGUGAAGAAAGUGAUGAAGCAAACGAAUCUCAAGAUGAUGGACGUUCUACGAAAUGGAAAUUCAGAGUUAGCUACGAGAGAACGCGUAGUUUUCAUUUUGAUAAUAGUAAUGAAUUAAAUAUUUUAUCAAAUGGUUCACGAUCUGAGACUCUUAGACAUUCAAUUAGUUCUGAAAUUAAGGUAGCGGAUGGAAGCUGUGACGGACCUCAGGAGCAAGUGUUACAACAAGAUUUCCCGAUGUAUAGAAAUAAUGUUUUGAACAAAUUGAGAAGAUGUGAUGUGGCAGAACGAACCAAGCUGUACUCGAGCCACCAUUUAGGGGGUGAAAGUAGUGAAGAUAAAGUAUUGGAAUGGUUCUGGACUCUGCACCGAAUAGUGGUCGAUGUGGUUAGAACUGAUCGUCAUCUUGAGUUCUAUGAAGAUCCGAAAAAUUUGGCUAGGAUGUCAGAUAUUCUUGCAGUUUACGCAUGGGUCGAUCCUGAGACGGGAUACUGCCAAGGAAUGAGUGAUCUGCUAUCUCCAUUUGUUGUUCUUUUUGAGAAUGACGCCGAUGCGUUUUGGUGCUUUGAGAUGCUUCUUCGCCGAACGCGAGAAAAUUUUCGGAUGGAAAGACAAACUGGAGUAAUGAAGCAGUUGCAAUCAUUGUGGCAUAUAUUAAGGUUAACCGAUCGAGAAAUGUUUUCACAUUUAUCUCAGAUUGGUGCUGAAAGCCUUCACUUUGCCUUCCAGAUGCUAUUGGUGCUUUUUCGCAGAGAGUUAUCAUUUCCCGAAGCCCUUUGUAUGUGGGAGAUGAUCUGGGCUGCUGAUUAUGACGAAUCGUUUGCUUGCUGUUGGGCACAAAAUUGUCUUCGACCAUUGGUAUUGCAACUACCGGAUGCUUUGAGUAUUGAAAAGGAGGCAGAUGAGAUCACCUCAAAGGGUGGCUCACAAGCAAAAAAGGCUAAUAUUCAACAUGCCGGCUCUGACGAGGCUGUGAUGAAUUCAUUAACGUCUAAUCAUUCAUUUUGUGGUUUAAUAUGGGCCUUUUGGUCUUGCACACGUGCACGCACGGAGUUCUCCGCAAUAAGGAACAAGGAAGAUGAUCUACCCGUGUUUUGUGUGGCAGCAAUUAUGAUCUUAAAUCGUCACAAGAUCAUCGAAGAAACCCAUUCAAUGAAUGAUUUGAUCAAGAUGUUCAAUGGCAAUGUACUGAAAAUUAGAGUCAAAAGAUGCAUAAGGACAGCGGUCAAGCUCCGGAAUAAAUAUUUCUACAAGAUGAUAAGUUACAAUGAUCCAUUACCUCUGAAUAAUCCUUCAAAUUGACUUGGUGAUCAGAAAACAUCUAGGAAAGCUGAAAUUGAAGAUGAAGUCUCUGAAGGUGUAUGAGAUGGAUCAAUUGCAAUUAGUUUAGGUUAGGAAUUAAGAGCCACAAGACAAAGCUUCACAAGCCGGCACCGAGCAUACAUGCAAUAUUUUUGAGGCAAAAUCUUACGUUUAUCCACUGUUUGGGCUAUAAUAUUUUAUAUAGAAGUCAAUAUAACAUUAUAAUAGGACCUUUCUUCAAAUAGAUGUUUGAGUAUAAGGUUAUAAUCAUUUAAAAUUAGCAGUUAUUUAAAAUUUUUCGACUAUUUGGGCAAUAAUUUUUUAUAUAGAA
Amaranthus tricolor (Joseph's coat) is the source of this 2960-nucleotide messenger RNA. RefSeq lists its product as uncharacterized. Gene Ontology annotation, molecular function: GTPase activator activity. NCBI's taxonomy places the organism in Eukaryota, Viridiplantae, Streptophyta, Magnoliopsida, Caryophyllales, Amaranthaceae. The record is from RefSeq and is a predicted model, not a curated record. The transcript is spliced from 11 exons. Bases 758 to 2629 code for a protein of 623 amino acids. Gene Ontology annotation, biological process: activation of GTPase activity.